GCUUUAAAUAUUUAAUUUUCCCCUGCUAAAUCUUCUUGUUUCCCUCUUCCAAAAAAAGAAAAAGGAAAGUGCUCCUGUUCAAAAGCAUUUCCACUCAAUUUACCAUUUCAGAAGUACAGCGAAAGGAGUUGAUGGAUCAAAUACUGAUUUUGCAUGCAUCUUUUGUGGCAAACAAACUGAAACAGUCAGCCAUUUGUUCUUCACCUGUGAUGCAACCUGGGCAAUUUGGCAUGCAGCUUACGAGUGGUGGGGAUUGCAGGCUGUCUUUACGUGUGAAGGCUGGAAGCAUUUGCAGCAACACAUGGGUAUGGCGCAAAACAAGAAAGUGAAGGAAAUUUGGUAUGUGAUAUGGUUUACAAUUAUUUGGUCCAUUUGGCUGUGGAGAAAUCAACUAAUUUUCAAAGAAGGUAAAGACACUCCAGCUAUGGUGGUGGAAUUAAUUAAGCUGCGUUCACUUAAUUGGAUUAGAGCCAAGCACAAUACAGAUUUGGCUAAGGAAUUGUGGCUUGUGAACCCCAGGGAAGCAUGUAAAUGAAAAGGAUUUUUUACU
Rubroshorea leprosula is the source of this 550-nucleotide messenger RNA. NCBI's taxonomy places the organism in Eukaryota, Viridiplantae, Streptophyta, Magnoliopsida, Malvales, Dipterocarpaceae. The record is from the annotation of a GenBank genome assembly.